Molecule: messenger RNA, 2884 nt
Organism: Cornus florida
Lineage: Eukaryota; Viridiplantae; Streptophyta; Magnoliopsida; Cornales; Cornaceae
Exons: 9
Coding region: 211-1977 (588 amino acids)
Source: RefSeq, a predicted model, not a curated record
UAAAUGAGAUUGCGAAAAAGCUGCUUAAAUCGUUUUUUUAUUUUUAUUUUUUGCGUUUUCCGCUUAGCUCUUCCCUCUUCUUCCCGCUCAGAGAUUCACUCUCAUUUCAAAUUUCGCUCGAUCUUUCUCAUAAAAAAUACAGAGUCAUAGUGGAGGGAAACAGAUUCGCUAAGAGGGAGACAAAGUGAAGAGAGAGAGAGAGAGAGAGAAAUGGUCGGUGGCAACAACAGCUUUGCCAAGACCAUUUGCUCAAUCUGCUACGAGGAUCUAAAGCCAAUCGUUGAAGACCUCCAAUCCAUUUCCAUAUGCGGUCACGUCUUUCACGAACUCUGUAUUCAACAAUGGUUCGAGUAUUGUUCGAAUGGGAAGAAGAAAAGCUGUCCUGUGUGCAAGCAGACCUGUUCGGAGGUUAAUGUCGGCCGGCUUUAUUUCCAGUCAAUUGGCAAUGCCAACGAUCCCAUUUCCACUCAGAAACCGCUCGAUUGCGGAGAAAAUCCAGAAGAAUUGCGCAGAGAGGUCAAGAAAUUGGAGGCCACGGUUAAGGGACUUAGUUCUGGUUUGGAGAGUCAACUGAAAGAUAUCAAAGAACUCAAUGAGGAGCUUUACUUUUGCAAGGAGCAGGCCAUCAAGGAGGCAGCAUCAAAGAAUGAAGCUUUGAAACAGAAAACAAAUUUUCAAAGGUUGUUUCUUUUAAAAUCCGAGGAACUUGAUAGAUCGACUUCAGAAUGCACAAGGCUGCAGGAAAGGAACAUGGCGUUGGCUAAAGAGCUUGCAGCACUCAAAUUGGUGUCUGAUUUGAACUUAGAGGAAGAAGAGAUUUUGAAGCUUGCUUCCCUAGGUAAUGAGGCCAACAGCAAAGAGACAGUUGACAUUUUAAAGAGGUCAUUAGUUAUCCGUAACAAGAGUUACAAAGAAUUGAUGGCCAAGUGCAAUAUUCUAGGAAGAGGAGAGGCUCGUUCCCUUAACAAGCUUGACAAGGCUAAAGAGAAAAUAAAGAAAUUGAAGACAAGGGUCCAAGAACUGGAGACGGCUUUUGAAUUAAAAGACAAUGAAGUUUUGAGGGCUUUAAAAGCUUCUAAGAAAUCUACUUGUAAAGAGGAUGUAGCGGAUGGUGUGAAUUUGAAUUCUAAAUCUUCGUCCAUCAAUAAAAGUUCAUCAAAAUGUCAAAUGGAGGAAUCUAUUGUACAGAAAAUUAACUUGGAACAAACUGGAAGUGUGACCAACGAUUUAUUUGGCUCUAGGGAAAAAGAAAAUAUGAAACCCAAGGAUAUGAGAAAAAAUAAUGCUAAAGAUGAUUCUAAAAUUGAUACAAGUUCAUUCGUUUUAAUAGACGAGGAUGCAUCAGAAAUUUCUACAUCCAUGCAUGAAGUCAUGCAUCCUGAUUCGAAACCUCAAGUCAGUGCGGAUAUAGCCAUAAAAGGAUACUGUAUGUCAAGGUCAGAGGCUGAUUCCAAUAAAAAAGAGGAAACUUUACAGCAUGGACCAAGUAGCAAGGUUGCAGUUUCUUGCUCAAAGAAUGGUAGUGAUGUAAAUACUCCAUCUGCUGCUAUGGAUAAGGAUUUAGUGUUGCUUCUUGAUGACAAUGCAGAAGUCCAACCUAUGCUUUGCAUUAAAAAAGGAACUCCUGGAGUCCCAAUUGCCCGACCAGGAGAUCGCUGUUUUGCUGGUGGAUUGUUAGGUCCUGAUGGAACCAAAAGGCAUUUGGGAAAAUGGUGUAAGCGGGUCCAGGAUAAGGGAUCAACAGAACCGUUUACAGCAACGCAACAAGCAAGUACAAAUACCAGUGAUUUAAUUGCUGUUGGUGCUGAUGGCAGAGGUGGUAAAAUCAAAGUUCUGAGGUCCAUAGAUCAGUCAUCACUGGAUAAUAAGGAGUCUUCACCUUGGGCAAAGAAAUGCAAGUAUGGAUCCAAAACAAGUAGUUUGCAGUCUCAAGGACACUUGCAAAUAGAACACUUUUUCAGAAAGUCAGGCCAAUAAUCACAUUUUCAAAGGUGCACGCAUUAAUGUAUCGGAAAUUUAUCAACAUGAAUUUAAAGAUCAAAUGAAAAUUUUUGUUUUUAGUCUUGCUCCUUGUUAAUGUGUGAUAGAAAGGUGAAGAAAAUAUCAAAGGUUCCUUUCGAAACCUUAAAGCGUUUCUAAUGAGGAUUUCACUCCUCCCAUAAUCCAUUCAAGUCGUAGGAUCCAGUCAGUGGCUAUACAAAAGCAAACACCAUGCUGAAUUUCCUCCCUAUUAUUGUUGUUUUUCUAUUAGGCUAAACAAUAAAAUUAGUGUUAGGUUUUAAAAAGGUUUAUUUGUGUAUAUUUAAGUGGAAAUAGUAGGGGUACAUGUGUGUAUAUUCAUAUUUAUUAGAUACAUCAGUUUUUAUAGUGCAAAAGCUCUUUUCUUUCUUGUUGAUGCAUGUGAUGGAUUGACUAUGCAGUUUGCCUUCUCAAAAUGAUAUUCUGGCUUAUAAAUCAAUAGUAACAUGGUAAAUGAUUUUCAAGUUUAUAAAUUAUUACUGAUAUAAGUGUAAGUGAGGUGUUUUUUCAAUAAGAAAAUCUUGUCCAUGGCUUUUGAAUUUAGUUCAAUUUCAAACUGUUAUUACGAUUUGCUAGUGCUCUUAAUGAUUCACGAUUAUGAUUCGGCAAUUAAUUGGCAAAUUCUAGGAUAUUGAAUUGGCCAAAAGAUCAAUUGCCAUGACAUUAAUUCAUGAACAAAUAUGAAAUAAAUCUAUUGUGCUCUUACAUGUUGAAAUAUGUUUAUGAAAGUGACCAGAAAUGACGGUCCAGUGAUAUAUUUAAGUAUAUAUUUCAUAUAUCAUUUUGCCGGUGUUAAUUUUGUUCUUUUAAGGAUAAUGAUUUUUGUAUCGGCUAAUCCAUUGAAUUAAAAGAAUCUCUCUUGAUU